CCGCACCGCUCCGCCCCCGCCCAGGCCCCAGAGCUGCUGCGGGAGCCAGGAGUAAUUUAUCUUUGCCUGGCGCGGGUUGGGAUUGCCCGGCUCUGAUGCCAAAGAGGAAGGCGUGCGGAUAACGAAAAGUACUGAAGUCCUAAUAUCACCAUUUCUUCUAAGUUCCUGGACACUGAUCCGGAGGAGGAUUCUGCAGUUCAACACCAAGGUCCCUGCGCGUUUUAUUGCGACCUGCCGGUGGGAACUUUGUCUCCGAGUCGGAGCAGCAUGGAGCGGCGGAGCGAGAGCCCGUGUCUGCGGGACAGCCCCGACCGGCGGAGCGGCAGCCCCGACGUCAAGGGGCCUCCCCCGGUGAAGGUGGCCCGGCUGGAGCAGAACGGCAGCCCCAUGGGAGCCCGCGGGAGGCCCAACGGCGCCGUGGCCAAGGCCGUGGGAGGUUUGAUGAUUCCUGUCUUUUGUGUGGUGGAGCAGUUGGAUGGCUCUCUUGAAUAUGACAACAGAGAAGAACAUGCAGAGUUUGUCCUGGUUCGAAAAGAUGUGCUUUUUAGCCAGCUGGUGGAGACCGCGCUCCUGGCCCUGGGGUACUCCCACAGCUCCGCAGCUCAGGCACAAGGAAUAAUCAAGCUGGGGAGGUGGAACCCUCUCCCCCUCAGCUAUGUGACAGAUGCCCCCGACGCAACAGUGGCCGACAUGCUGCAAGAUGUCUAUCAUGUUGUGACGUUGAAAAUCCAAUUACAAAGUUGUUCGAAGUUGGAAGAUUUGCCUGCGGAGCAGUGGAAUCAUGCCACAGUCCGCAAUGCCUUAAAGGAACUGCUCAAAGAGAUGAACCAGAGCACAUUAGCCAAAGAAUGCCCUCUCUCCCAGAGUAUGAUUUCAUCCAUUGUAAAUAGCACAUAUUAUGCCAACGUGUCAGCAACCAAGUGCCAGGAGUUUGGGAGAUGGUAUAAGAAGUACAAGAAGAUUAAAGUGGAAAGAGUGGAACGAGAAAACCUUUCAGACUAUUGUGUUCUGGGCCAGCGUCCAAUGCAUUUACCAAAUAUGAACCAGCUGGCAUCCUUGGGGAAAACCAACGAACAGUCUCCUCAUAGCCAAAUCCACCACAGUACUCCAAUCCGAAACCAAGUGCCCGCAUUACAGCCCAUCAUGAGCCCUGGUCUUCUUUCUCCCCAGCUCAGUCCACAACUUGUUAGGCAACAAAUAGCCAUGGCCCAUCUGAUAAACCAACAGAUUGCCGUUAGCCGGCUCCUGGCUCACCAGCAUCCUCAAGCCAUCAACCAGCAGUUCCUGAACCAUCCACCCAUUCCCAGAGCAGUUAAGCCAGAGCCAACCAACUCUUCUGUAGAAGUCUCUCCAGAUAUCUACCAGCAAGUCAGAGAUGAGCUGAAGAGGGCCAGUGUGUCCCAAGCUGUCUUUGCAAGAGUGGCAUUCAACCGCACACAGGGAUUGUUGUCUGAGAUUUUGCGUAAGGAAGAAGACCCUCGGACAGCCUCUCAGUCUCUUUUAGUAAACCUGAGGGCCAUGCAGAAUUUCCUCAAUCUGCCGGAAGUGGAGCGGGAUCGCAUUUACCAGGACGAGAGGGAACGGAGCAUGAAUCCCAAUGUGAGCAUGGUCUCGUCAGCCUCUAGCAGUCCCAGCUCCUCCCGAACCCCUCAGGCCAAAACCUCGACACCGACAACAGACCUCCCCAUUAAGGUGGACGGCGCCAACGUCAACAUCACAGCUGCCAUUUAUGACGAGAUCCAACAGGAGAUGAAAAGGGCCAAGGUGUCUCAAGCCCUGUUUGCCAAAGUGGCUGCAAAUAAAAGUCAGGGCUGGCUGUGUGAACUGCUCCGCUGGAAGGAGAACCCCAGCCCAGAGAACCGCACACUCUGGGAGAACCUGUGUACCAUCCGUCGCUUCCUGAACCUUCCCCAGCAUGAGAGGGAUGUGAUCUAUGAGGAAGAGUCAAGGCAUCACCACAGCGAGCGCAUGCAGCACGUGGUCCAGCUUCCCCCUGAGCCAGUACAGGUCCUUCAUAGACAGCAGUCUCAGCCAGCUAAGGAGAGUUCCCCUCCCAGAGAAGAAGCUCCACCCCCACCUCCUCCGACUGAAGACAGUUGUGCCAAAAAGCCCCGGUCUCGCACAAAGAUCUCCCUGGAAGCCCUGGGAAUCCUCCAAAGCUUUAUUCAUGAUGUGGGCCUGUACCCUGAUCAGGAAGCUAUCCACACGCUUUCUGCUCAGCUGGAUCUCCCCAAACACACCAUCAUCAAGUUCUUCCAGAACCAGCGGUAUCAUGUGAAGCAUCAUGGGAAGCUCAAGGAACACCUGGGCUCCGCGGUGGACGUGGCUGAGUAUAAGGACGAGGAGCUGCUGACAGAGUCCGAGGAGAACGACAGUGAGGAAGGCUCUGAGGAGAUGUACAAAGUAGAGGCCGAGGAGGAAAAUGCUGAAAAGAGCAAGGCCGCGCCUGCUGAAAUCGACCAGAGAUAAUGUGAACUCCUACCAGGCAAAGCAAUACAUCGGUCCAAGGAUUUUCUGUUUUAAUUUCUUUAAAAACUUUUUUUUUUUUGCUUUAUUUUAUUUUAUUUUUGUCUGUUUUGUUUUUCUUACCUUUUUUGACAUUUUUUUGUUGCACAGGAUACACCUAUAGACUGAAUAAGUUCAGUAUUCCCGAAUCAGACAUCGCCUUGGCAAAGACACUAAAGUGUUACACUUUUACAAUUGACUGGAUCAUAGUAAUUAUAAUCACAGGAAACUCUGCCUUCAUUAUCCUUGCACUUACGGAAGAGACAUCAGGCAAGUUCCAGGACGAAAAGACCUACGAAACAAAUGAAGGAAGCUACAAGUGUGUGUGUAUAUGUAUAUGUAUAUAUCUAUAUAUUUACAUAUAUAUAUUAAAUUGCAUGGGACAGAGAACUUUACAAUCUGAAAGAAUAGACUGUGAAAUGAGUUCUUAAAGAAGAGACUUGUUUAUGUAUUAAAAAAAAACCACUUCACAGUGAGUCGCUUUGGCUUUUUGAUAAACUGCGGCCUGCUCUCAGGGUGGGGUGACUAUUUUUGAAUUCCUAUUUAUUUUCUGUGUUUGUCCCUGAUUUUUUUUUUUUUUUUUUUAAUUCUAUGGCUUCCUAUCUGGCAGCUUGAUGGGUAAUUUUUGAGGUAUGUAUUUAAACAAAAUAAAUCAACACUGCCAAAAAGAAAGAAGAAAGUGGAAAAAAAAUCAGGGCACCUUAAAAUGAUACAAGUCAAAUUGCUCUUAAGACACAAUGCACACUUAAAAUGACUCGACGUGUUCCGUUAUUCAACUUGUCAUUACUGUAGUGAACAGAUGCAUUUCUGUGGAAUUCCAAAUGAAUAAAACUGAAAUUCAGUACAGAGAAAACUUGUCUUGAUAAAAUGACGUUUUGACGUUGGACGUAUGGAAUUCAUAGUAUGAGCCACAUUUUAUUGUGAAACUUAUUUACCUGUUCGUGGCUUCAGAUCUUAAAAUGAAUAAGCCUGCUCAUUUAAAAGUUGUUUGUUGUUGCUGUUUUCUCUUUUUCUUUUUUCUCCUUUUUUUUUUUUUUAAUAGAAAAUAGUUCAAUGUAAUGUUAAGUUAGAAAAGAAGUUGCCGCCCAGUUAAAGGGGUUCCCUCUCAAAUAAACCUCCAUCCUUCCAUCUCCCAAAAGAUGUUUCCUAUUUCUGUUUCACUUUGGGCUUCCUCUUCUUCGUCCACAUUCCAUCCACCUGACCAAACUUCUAGAGUCCCUGCUCUCACAUGCCUCAUCCCUUCCCUGGUAUGGCAGCCCUAAUAAGAACCUUUCUUUGAAUCAUUGUGCAGCUCCAGGCAAUAGAGUAAGCGAAGCGAUUUCGGUGGAAUCACCUACUCAUCGUAAACGGAAACAUUUUCUCAGUUACCGACAUAGCAAUUACCUUACGUAAAGCAGAACUAAUGCCGACUGGCUGUUUAGUGGAAUGAGCAUUAAAGCUGCAACCUACUAUAGCUCUCCAAACCUCCUGUAGCUUCCUGUCAGAAGCACCAGUAGCAUUUCUUCCCACUUGUACUUAGAGUAAUUGCAAGAGGUGACCUCACCUGCAGGACUGGCCUUGCAAACCUAACCCAUGCUUCACCUUGGCCGCCAGACAGUCCCACACGGUUGGAUUUUUUUGGAGUUCUGCUCUCAUGCAACCUUGUCAAAGACCUCAUGCAAUAUCACUUUGAAAGUUAUUUUCUGUUUACUACACAGACAUUGUAAUAUAACUGUUAAUACUAUUUAUAUAUUUGAAAGGUAUAAAAGGUAGGAGUUAAAAAAAAACAAAACCUCUAUGUGUAGAUAUUAACUCAGAACUUACAAUAUACAGGGAGAAGACAUGUUGCAAUACAAGCUAAUUCUAGCUGCUCAGUAACCUCUGGAGUUUUUAAAGGGACAUUUUCCUGUACUUUUUCAAAUAACGAUGUUGAAAAAAUUAUCUUGACACGAGCGUCACAUACCUUUGCAAAAGGAUGGUUGUUUGCAGUUAAGCCCCGGGCCCAUCCUUCUGCUGCCGUAGUAUGCUGCAGCUUUAAUCCGAAAGUCCACGCUUGCUGCUUCCUGAUCUCCGAGUUACUCUUUCCAAAUUGUCUUCUUACACUGUUGCUGAAGGUCACUCUGUACAUGUAAUGGAAACUGAUGUUGCCAAGCUCUUACAAGGUGGUUCAUCUAUCGAUGGCAUCCGCAUUUGGUAUCUUUUACACUUCAACCAAAAAUUUGUUAGGUAUUUUUCAAUGCUAAGUCUUGCCUUUUAUUUUUUAAUUUCACUGCCAAGUUUGCAGUGAUUCUAAGUGAAUCUGUGGGCAUUUUAGCCUGUGGUCUUGCCAGAUCUUUGCGAAUUACAAUGCAUAUAUGUCUAUUUAUUCAAUAUCUGUCAUAUAAUAUCUAUUUGGAAGAAGAAACUUUCUCUUGUAGUGCCUCUUGACAAAGCACAAUUUCCCGCCUUUUUUUUUUUUUUUUUUUGUGAAAUGAAAAAACAAAUUGUGUUUUAUUGCGGUAUCAACAAUGUGAAUAAGGAUUAACAUAUUGUAAAUGUUCUUUUUUCCAUGUAAAUCAACUAUCUUUGUUAUCACUAAGUGAUAAUUAAUUUUUAACUUAUGUGCAUUGUUAGGCUGUUAGAAUUUUUUGGUUGUUAAAAUAAAACGCAUUCAAUAAAUAUGA
Messenger RNA from Leopardus geoffroyi (Geoffroy's cat), 5147 nucleotides. RefSeq names its product SATB homeobox 2 (gene SATB2). Gene Ontology annotation, biological process: chromatin remodeling; regulation of transcription by RNA polymerase II. Gene Ontology annotation, molecular function: RNA polymerase II cis-regulatory region sequence-specific DNA binding; DNA-binding transcription factor activity, RNA polymerase II-specific. The record is from RefSeq and is a predicted model, not a curated record. The transcript has 12 exons. The coding region runs from base 268 to 2469 and encodes 733 amino acids. NCBI's taxonomy places the organism in Eukaryota, Metazoa, Chordata, Mammalia, Carnivora, Felidae.